Molecule: messenger RNA, 1008 nt
Organism: Williopsis jadinii
Lineage: Eukaryota; Fungi; Ascomycota; Saccharomycetes; Phaffomycetales; Wickerhamomycetaceae
Gene: APS2
Product: Aps2p
Exons: 2
Coding region: 196-630 (144 amino acids)
Biological process (GO): protein transport; vesicle-mediated transport
Cellular component (GO): intracellular membrane-bounded organelle
Source: RefSeq, a predicted model, not a curated record
CACCUUCACAGGACUGCUUGUCGUUGUUCAUUACACCGAGAAUUUGACCUCUCUCUGUGUAUCCACAGGACUGUUGUCAUCGGAACUGAUCUUACUUGUCAUCACACACCGCACCGCUGACGUGGGAAGAGUAACAACCAACCCCGUAUUCAAUCAAGAGAAGGAGACCCUCAAUCACUCUCAUACAGAUACACCAUGGGACUUCAGUACCUUAUCAGCAUGAACCGCCAGGGUAAAGUGCGGCUUGCCAAAUGGUACCAGAACUAUACACAUGAUGAGAAGUACAGGAUCAACGUGGACGUGCACAAGUUGAUCUCCUCACGAGAACACAGACAACAUAGCAACUUUGUCGAAUUACAGGACUCCAAGCUGGUAUACAAGCGCUAUGCCGGGCUGUUCUUCAUAGCCAGCAUCGAUCUCGAGGACGACGAGCUUGCCUAUUUAUCCGCCAUACAUCUAUUAGUAGAAGUGUUGGAUCAACACUUUGAAAACGUUUGCGAACUGGAUCUCGUGUUCAAUUUUUACAAAGUAUACGAAUGCCUUGAUGAGAUCUUCCUUGGGGGAGAGUUGCAGGAGACGUCGAAGGAGGUGAUUCUAAAUAGGUUUGACGAAAUCGAAGCCCUUGAGUAAACGAAGAAUAUAAACAUACCCGUUAAAACAGUUCAACUUGCUUCAAAUCCUUGGAUAGAACUUCUUGCACCAGAGGCCAAACUUCCUCGGCAACGUCCUGUAUAUUUUUACCAUCAACAACUAGAGUAUUCCAAUUUGGUUCGUUAAAGAACUUCUCAAACUGUAGCUUGACCUGCUGUUGAAACUCUGUAACCUCGUACCGCUCAUCUCCAAACCCACCUCUGCUUGACUGGCUAUCGUUCAGGUUGAGGAAAAUGGUCAAGUCGGGCCUUGGGAGCCCAAUGUCGGGAUUGAGACACCACUGAGCAUCCAACCCCUUCGCUGCCGUGUAUGCCACGCCAGAGUAGACAUACCUAUCAAGCACCACGAUUGUGCCGU